AACUUUCGGUGUAUCGAUGAUGGUCGGCUAUUAAUACUGUCCAGUUGUUAGUUGUACACGCAGCAUCGUGACUGUUCGAUAAUAAACGGUGUUUUCCAUUUGAUCAAUUUGCCUGUCGCCAAUUUGACCAAUCAACGAUACGAUUUCUGUGUUUGUGCUCUUUUACGUCCAAUCGAGUUGUUUUCUUUCUCUCUUGUUAUUCGGUGAUCUUGAAAAACCUGGCCUUCGCGAGAGACCUUCAAAAGAAGGAUGAAUCUGCUCGUGCUGUUUGUCGCGUUGAAUGUUCUGUUCGCCGUUGCAUACAAGAACGAACAUUGUCAGACAAGAACGGACGAUCAAGUUAUCUGGGAGUACGACGUGAGGAGAUCGUACAGGAUCGGUGCAUAUCAAGAAGUCGAGGCAGAGUACGGGCCCACGAGUGCAACGAUCACGUGCAUAGGAGUCGAUUCGUUAUCUGACGAGAACAACGGAGCCAUGUGGGUUACUUCCGGCGGUAUAGGAUACAAUUUCAUCAAGAUUAAGUUCAGGUCGAAGUAUUCUAGGGGACUUCACUAUCGAGUCUACGUUUACGGGAAACCACACUUGGAGACAUGAUUUGUACAAAUUUUAUGCGAAUAGAUAAUAACUAUCGUUAUUUAUGAUCAUGUUUGUAUCCGUAGAUUAAGCUUCGAUAAAACCAUUUCUUUUAAAACGACUAUUUUCCCGUAUCCUUAUCUCCGGCGAUAGUGAACUUUGAUAAUACGAACGCGUUAAAAAAUUGCACUCUCGAAAUCAUUUGGAAGCGGCAAUUAAAUUUAUUGCAUGUUAUUCGCGGUUCAGAUCACCCGGUCAAUGAUGUAUUGUAAGUCAAGGUAAAAUUGAUGGUACAAAGUCCCCUCUGAUAACGUUUCUCCCGCUUAAAUUAAUAUGCAUAAUUUGAAAUUCACGGUGACUGGGAAUUUCUCGGGAAAGCAGGAAGUUUUGCGAGCUUUUCCUCGAAUUAACAAUAGCCGGGUCAAUCCCAAUUUUCUUUCCAUUAUUCUACUAAUCGCUUCCAGCGAUUACAUAAAAGAACAAAAAUAAAUUACCACUUAUUUUCCUGUUACAUCUGCAACUGUUUAUUAACCAUGCGUCAUCUCUUCAGAUAUGUACUUACUAGUUGCUAUUGCGGUAACAUGUUAUGACUACACGAGUACCAAUGAUCGUAAUAAAAAUAUGAGUGUUACGAGUGUUAUACUUUCCUGUACCAGAUGGCGUGUAAAAUCGAUUUUAAAAAUGUACCCUUACGAAUAAAAUUAUGGAGUCUUUGUAUAAAGAAAUACUUGUAUACGAUUAUAAAUUUAAGGAAAUACUUCGCAGUUAAUAAAAUAUCACAUCAAUGUUCCAAAUACUGUAUGCUGAUAUGUCCGACUGUAAUCCAAAUAUACUAUUCCGAAAUAAAGUCGUUAAACUGUCA
This is a messenger RNA of Megachile rotundata (alfalfa leafcutting bee), 1435 nucleotides long. RefSeq lists its product as uncharacterized. The record is from RefSeq and is a predicted model, not a curated record. Lineage: Eukaryota; Metazoa; Arthropoda; Insecta; Hymenoptera; Megachilidae.